CUAGCUUCAUCUCUCUCUUCGACGUGGUCAACUUGUCGCGCAAUUCUCCAGACGAAAGAAAGAAAAAAAUUGGCUAAAGCCCAAAUAUCUCCGCUGAUGACUAUCUCCUCGCCCGCUCUCUAAUGAAUAAUUGACCCCCCGUCCGUUCCUCGUACCGUCUCUCGUAACGUGAACGACGACCGCUUGCGGCGGCCACAGCGCGCCAUGACGAUGUCCCCCCCGGGUUCGCCAACGAGCAUGCCUCCGCGCCCCAUCAGUGCCGUUCUGCGGACACCGAGGAGCAACAGUCGCUUGAGCAUUAGCAGUAAACAAGGCGGUGGAAGUCGAGCGUCGGAUGAGGAUUCGAGAACGGCCGUCAAAGUUGCGGUCCGUGUGCGACCCCCCUUGAAACCCACGGAUCCCGGCUAUGAGUUGAUUCCCCAGCGCUUUCAACGGCCCAUGGUUCACGUCACAUCCCCCACCAACCUAGCCAUUGAUGUUCCACAAGGCCGCAAGCUAUUUGUUUUCGAUCGGGUCUUCUCCGAAACGGUAGAUCAGCAGGGCAUAUGGGAAUACCUCAGUGAAAGUGUGAACUCGUUCAUUCAGGGCUACAAUGUGUCUAUCCUGGCCUAUGGCCAGUCCGGUGCGGGGAAAUCCUACACCAUGGGAACAUCGGGCCCAAACGAACAGCAUGACACCACAGCAAUGGGUGUCAUCCCACGCGCAUCCCAGCUUCUCUUCGAGAAGUUGGACGGGCCCUUGCGGUCCAACCGCAACAGUCUUUCCGGCCUUCGAACGCCAACCCGAUAUUCGGUGGGAUCCGCCUCGGCACUCGCAAAGAAUUCUUUUGAGAAGAAUUGGCAAAUGAAGGCUACUUAUGUCGAGAUUUACAACGAGCAAUUGAGAGAUCUCUUACUCCCCGAAUCCACGCCAAUGGGUGACCGCAACGUUAUUACGAUCCGCGAGGAUGCGAAGGGUCGGAUCAUUCUAACUGGCUUACACCAAGUUAACAUCAAUUGCUUUGACGAUCUACUCUCCGCGCUGAAUUUCGGCUCCUCUAUCAGGCAAACAGACUCCACUGCGAUUAAUGCAAAGUCUUCCCGCUCCCACGCCGUCUUCACUCUAAAUCUCGUCCAGCGUAAGUCGUCGGCUGCUAUUACGUCCCCGAAGGAAAAGCGCAUGUCAAUGCCUGUCGACGGUACAUUUGCGUCCGACGCCUCGGUCACCGUGGAUAGCAAGCUUCACUUCGUCGAUCUGGCGGGUAGCGAGCGGCUGAAGAACACCGGAGCCUCGGGAGAACGCGCAAGGGAAGGUAUUUCUAUCAAUGCUGGUCUGGCUGCCUUGGGGAAAGUCAUCUCGCAGUUAUCGUCUCGUCAAGCCGGUGCUCACGUUUCCUACCGCGACUCCAAACUCACACGACUUCUGCAAGACUCUCUUGGCGGUAACGCUAUUACGUACAUGAUUGCAUGUGUCACCCCGGCUGAGUUCCACUUGAGCGAGACGUUGAACACCGUGCAAUAUGCGCAGAGGGCGAGAGCCAUUCAAAGCAAGCCCAUGAUUCAGCAGGUUGCGGAUGACGGAGAUAAGCGUGCAGCCAUCGAGAGACUGAAGGCCGAAGUCGCCUUUUUAAGGCAGCAGAUCAGCAACGCAGAAAACAGCGACCGACGAAAUGGCUUGACGCCUGAACGACCAGAGAGGCACACGAGUCGUGAGCGGGAGCUGCAGAACCAACUUCUAGACAUCCAGGAGCGAUACAACGCGCUGAGUCAACGCCAUGCAAAACUUAUUUCCGAGCUCACGAAAAGCUCGAGCUCCAAGGAUGAUGUCGAUGACGCUACCUUGGCGGUUGGGACGAGCUCCGUGGAAAGACUCAAGCGGUCUCAUUCGUUUGCCGAAUCUGUUGAGCAAGUCGUCCUCGAGUACGAAAAGACGAUCCAGAGUCUCGAGUCAUCGCUUUCGGACACCAGGUCUUCCCUGUCCACGACAGAGAGCAUUCUUCUUGAACGUGAAACCAAGUGCGCCUACGCGGAGACUCUCAAUGCACAGCUACAGGCGCGACUCCAAAAGGCGAUGGACAGGGAAGUGAACACAGAAUCCUACCUCCAGGAUUUAGAGCGGAAGCUGGACGGCCAGUCUUUCGGUGAAGAAAAGCAAGCUGCAAUUGUAGCCGAGCUGCGCAGAGAGCUCAGUCGUGUCCGCGAGAGCGAGGCCAAUUGCGAGGACUACAUCUCAACGCUGGAAGAACGCCUGGCUGAAGCAGACCAGGAUAUGGAACUUAUGCAGCGGGAAAUGGAGCGCUUGGAGCAUGUCAUCGAACGCCAAAGGAGCCUUGGAAAGUUGGAUUCUUUGCUUCAUGAACUGGACCGAAUGGAGAAUGGUUCCGCGAAUGAUCAGCACAAGACAAAUGGAGGAAGCCACGAUGAUGGUAGUGUUAUUCGUGCUCCUCCACCAAACAACCUUCGACACUCAAGGAAGAGAACGAUAUCCCUCGAUGUCCUGACUGAGGCUGUUGAAACGGCCAUCCCUGAAUCCGACGAUGACGCUCUCGCCGAAGGGACACCGGAAGUUCGAGGUGGCGAUGCAGUUCAGGCGCCAGAGCCCGAUCAUGAGCAGAAAAAUUCUGAUCUGGAAGCCCUAGAGAAAGCGACCGCUAAUUUAACCGCGAAGCCAACUCUUGCCGAGGAGGAUGAUCCGCCGCAUAGCCCGGCCCAAUCUAAAUUUAUCGCUGAUAAGCUUGAUACUGUCACUCAGGAGCUAUUCGACUUGCGCAUGCAGCAUGAAUCCACCUUGAGUGAGUAUGAACUUCUGGAAACCAAGUACGAAGAAGCCCUGAAAGCUCUGGCGGAGCUGCGCCAAGAUGCCGCUGAUGAAGCCCGCCAUCCCGCAUCCAUUGUUGAAGACCUGGUACCUCGCUCUCGACCGGACUCUUUUUUAGGCGACGGCAAAGCUCCAAGCCCGCACCAACCUGGCACACAACCCGCAUUCUCGCAAUCGCUCUCGUCGGAGUUAUCCUUGGCCGGGGAGCCUGCUCCUUCGCAGGAACUGCCUAAUGGUGCGGACUUGGAGCCCCAACAGUCGGAGGAGGAGAAACUCAAGGAGCAAGAGAUCGAGCAUAUGCGCAAGCUUCUCGAAGAGCACCAGGAAGGUGUGAAUAUAAUGACCCAGAAGUAUGCGGAACUUCAAGCCGAACACGACGAAACCUUGGGAUUGGUGGAGAGGCUCAAGCUGGAACUCCAGCGGCCCAAGCCAUCCACUUCGCCACCUACAACACCUGGUUACAAGACGCCGGUUAUUCGACGGAUGACUAGCCAGAAUCUCAUGUCUACGGUCGACCGUGCUCAUCGCUCUCUCGGUGCAUUGCGUAACAUUGGGCUUGAGGAGUUCGAAGGCCGUCCCGAUGUCUUGCAGAAUUUCGAAAUGCACCUCGACGCAGCGAUCCAUGAACUUCAUAGUCGUGUAGACCGCAUUCAAGCUCUGGAGGCCGAGAACGCCAGUGUGAAGAAGGAAAUGGAAAUGAAGAGUACUAUUAUCUCGGGCCUAACAAGAGAACGGUCGAGUUUGCAGGGAGGUUCAUCGGUGGACAUGGGUCUCGUCUCCCAGUUGCGUGAUCAGAUAGUGCAGCAGGAGAUCCAGCUCAAUACCCUGAAGGAAGCCCAUGACAACAGAGAGAAGCAACUAUUGGCCGAGAUUGAGAGUCUGCAUAGUCUUCUCGAAUCUCAUGAGGCGGCAGCUACGACGGCCCAGGCUGCGGUUGCAGCUUACGAAGAGAAGGAAAGGCAACUGCUCUCUGAGAUUACAAAGCUUCAUGGCCUCUUAAACUCCAAAGACGCUGCAUCCAGAAGCCGGGGUGCUACACCCGACGGGGAAAAGAAGGAGUUACUCGUUGAGGUUGAGCGACUACAAGGCCUUCUCCGGUCGCAUGAAGAUGCCGCUCAACAGCGGCGUGCAGCUUCUGAGGAACAAGACAGGAGAAUCGAUUUCCUCGAGGACGAAUUAAACGAAUGGAAAUUCAAACACCAGCAAGCUGUUAAUUCAUUGCACUCUACCCAAACUCAGCUCAACACAGCCCUAGCAGACCUGGAUACUGCCUUGGCUUCGGUCGACGCCAUGUGUGCCGAGUGCAACGCUGUCAGGAAGGGAUCGACGGACACAGAAAUACUGUCACGAGACCUAGCCAAUGAUAGGGAGAUGCGAGAGAAAGUGAUCCAAAACCUACAGCUAGAGAUUGAGGAGCAUAAGGCGACGAUUGCAGGUCAGCUUGAUACCAUCGCUAGUCUGGACAGCUCACACGCUGCUGCUAAAAAUCAAUUAUCGGAGCACCUCGCAAAGAAGCAAGAGGAUGACAGCGAGCUAGAGACGUACCGGCAGUAUAUCUCUGACUUGGAAAAGGAGAUCGAAAUGCAUAAAUCAGCUGUUGCGUCGCGAGAGAAGGACAUGGUUUCUCUACAGGAGUCUCACAAGCUUGAAUUGGAGGAGCUCCAGACUCAUGCAGCAGCAGCAGCGCAAGCUGAAUAUGAGUCUCGCCUUGCCGUGAAGAAUGCUGAACAAGAGAAAGUAUUGAAUGCCCUGAGAUCUGAGAUGUCUGAGUCGAGGGAUGAGCUAGCUGGGUUGCUCAAGACAAUUUCCGGGAUUGUCAACUCGGAGGUUACUGUGCAUACGUUGGCUGAACAGAUCCAGGAGAUCGUUUCGCAGAAGCAGCAUUUCUCUGAGAAAUACGCCGAGCUUAUGGAGACCAAUGAGAGUCUCGUUAACCAGUUGAACCUCAAAAACUCUACAGAUACCCAACUGAAGGAAGUGACUACAUCGGAUUCCCGGGACGAUUUGGCGAGAUUGCUCAAGACGGUUUCUGGAAUUCUCAAUUCGGAAGUUACAGCGACUACGUUGACAGACCAGAUUGAGGACGUCUUGGCCCAGAAAGAGCAUUUCUCUCAAAAGUAUGCUGAGCUCAUGGAUGUCAAUGAGGGUCUCCAGAAGCAGAUGGAAGCGCACGCGACGGCAGAUACCCGUCUGGAUGAACUUACACAGAAGAGCUCCCAGCAGGACGAGAAGAUUAGCGAGCUGUCCCAAUUGGUUGCCUCCCUCGAGCAGACUGUGCAACUGAAGGAUGAAGAAGUUCGGAAGAAGGAGGCCAUUAUUGAGGAGGUUACGGCUGAGAAGCAGCGAAGCGUGCGUCUAGUCGAGGAGCUUGAAGAGCAAAUUACGAGCACCUUCGACCAGCACCACAACCGACUCUCUGUCAUGCAGCACGAGCGCGAUAAGGCACUGGAAGACGCGAAUGUGAAGAUCUCCGUCUACGAGAAAGAGAUUGAGUCGUAUCGCGUGCGGAUUGAGCAGCUCGAGCUUCAGGUGAAAAAUCAGGAGAAUUCACACGACCGCAGUAAUUCGGUCACGUCCAACUUACGGAAGAGCUCUUCUGUGGCUUCUCUCCCCUCUCCACCUCCUGCCAUUCCUCUCCCCCCGCUUCCUACUAUUGCGGGCAACGCUGGAAGUGUCUCUCCUCCCAACUCUCGGCACGCCAGCAAAGAUCUCGCCAAUUCCCACCUAGUCGAAGAUCAGGAAAGCCGCAUCCGCACAAUUGAGAGAAACCUCUACGCCGAGAAGCAAUUAACGGCGACUUUAGAGGAAGCACUGGGAGACCUUGAGGAGCAGAGCAACAAGGUGAAGGCUGACUGCGAAGCUUGGAAGAAGAAGGCCGCACUCCUUGAUGAGGAGUUGGCCACCCUCCGCAAGGAACGCAACUCGGCGCGGCUCUCACUCCAGGCUGUGGAACAGGAGAGAAUUGCUAGACGGGAGGCUGAGGCUGCUAGAGCCCAGCUCGAAGAGCGCAUGGCCGCGCUCAGCAAGAAAAAGAAGAAGAGCACAUUGAACUGUUUCUAAGGGUCGCUUAGAAUCCAGUUCCGAUCUUGUCUGUCUCAGACACUGCGGACAGAUGCUUUUCUUUCCUUGAUUUGGAAACUAUUGACUGCUUUGUUACGAUCUCCAUGUUGAUUUCCGCAACCCUUGAACCCCCUUGCCCCCUAUCACAUACACUCACACGAAAUCCAAUGUCUCAAUGCCCACCUUGUGUGUAUUCCCUUCCACCCAUGUUGAUAGAACCCUAUGCUUCUGUAUUUACCUCCAUUUCUUAUGAUCUCACUUCACGUCCUGUUCGUUUGAUUUCCGGUCAUUGGCUUAUGUCCAACGUACAUUUAUUCCCCCUGUUGAUUUGACCUUGUGGAUUUUUACCGUUUUGUUCUUCCGUAUUCUUUGUCUUCUUUGGUUGUCUUCUCUUGAUUCCCGGGUGCGCAAGGCCCUUGUGUCCUAUACGUUUCUGUCUUUUUCUUUUGGAAUCUUUCAAGUCCAUUUCCAUAUACUCUCUCUACUUCAAGUAUGGAUACCAACAGUGACAUAGUAUCUUCGCCUCAACGGAAUCAUUGCAGCUAGACUAACACAUCUUUGCUGCCGUAGGAGGCUCUCGAGGUUGAACAAAUGUCUAUACGCCUCGCCAUGUAGACGAUUAUAUCUAUUUUCUCUUCUCC
Molecule: messenger RNA, 6497 nt
Organism: Monascus purpureus
Lineage: Eukaryota; Fungi; Ascomycota; Eurotiomycetes; Eurotiales; Aspergillaceae
Source: the annotation of a GenBank genome assembly